AUGCGGUUCACCUCCAGCUUUUACUUGAGCUUGGCGACCCUAGUCAGUUUUUCUGUUGGCUUAAUUACCAUUUCUGAAGACCAAAAUGGUUAUGGAACUGCAAAUUACUUUGACGAUAUUCGUAUCGAACCCGGAGUUACUCUUUCGUUUGAUAACAAAUAUGGUAUUUUAAUCAACACCUUCGCUGGCGAAGUUACCAACGAAGGAAGACUAUUCGUCACUGAUUCCGCUGGCAAUUUAGGAAUGUCUGUCACAUUUAUGCAAGGUAUUUACAAUGAUGGAAUAACAGUUCUCAAUGCAGUCAAGGAAUUAGCUGCUCCUAGCUUUAUCUUCUCCGGACUCUAUUUCGUGAAUAACGGAGAAAUUUAUAUGGGUGGCCAGGGAAGUGUUGGAAUUGCAGUCAUGGACAUCUCCCCUCUCUUGGUAACUACUCCUGAAAACCAUGGUACUAUAACCUUCGCGCAAACAACGAGUUCUGCCGGAGUCGCCUACUUUGGUCGGGCUGGACAAUCAGUCAUCAACGACGGUACCGUUUGCUUGUCAGAAAUGAACUUUCAACAGAGAGCCAAUGUCGAGGGUACUGGUUGCUAUUCGGUUGGAAACAAUUCUCUCAUGCUUAUGGAUUCGCCUGCAAUUUGGACACUAUCUGAAGGGCAAACAGUUUAUCUUUCGUCACCUUCAUCUCAGAUCCGAAUCGGAGCGGCGACGCCUCUCAACACCAUCAACAUUGCCGGAUGGGGUAAUGGAAAUAUGAUUGGCUUUUCAGGUGUCGUAACAAGCACCAGAAUAUCUGGUUCUACGUUGACAGUUUUUCAGCUUCUUGUUCCGUUCUAUUUCAAUAUCGGUCCAGGAUACGACAACCGGUAUGUCAACAUUGGAGGUAUGUACUCCAAAAACGGAUUCAUCGUGACGUCUUAUGUGUCAUACAACAUGCCCCCACCAGAUACCUCUCGCCCCGCUGUUUGCAAUGUUUGCCGUGGUGUUUAUGAGAUUCCUGUUGCACCUACGCCAGAAUUCAAUUUCACUACGGAUGGAAACUCAACUGCUCCACCCUCUAGUUCUGGGGUUCCGCUUAGUUCCUCAACUCAGUUGAGCUCUAGCUUUUUGUCUUCAUCAAGUGUCGAGUCUUCUUCGAGCUUGGAAUCCUCAAGUUUGAUAUCAUCAAGUUUGCAAUCCCUUAGUUCAGAAUCUUCUAGUUUUGCUUCCUAG
Messenger RNA from Clavispora lusitaniae ATCC 42720, 1209 nucleotides. The record is from RefSeq and is a predicted model, not a curated record. Lineage: Eukaryota; Fungi; Ascomycota; Pichiomycetes; Serinales; Metschnikowiaceae.